GAAAAAAAAAGAAAGAAUUAGGUUCACGAAAGAGUCGGAAGUAGAGAGAGUGUGACGAUGUUAAAGAACAUACUAUAGGAAGAAGCACACAAAAACAAGGAAAAAAACAGUAAGCAGCGGCUGGUGAAGUGAAGUGAGAGAAAAAGGUAUCCAAACAAGACGAUGGCCGUUUCCGUAACCAUUUUGGUUCUCGUCAUCGCUCUGCAUCUCAUAGCCUUUGUCUUUGCAAUUGGCGCCGAACGACGUCGUAGCGAGGCGAAGGUAAUCCCCGACCAGUACGACGACAGAACCUACUGCUCUUACACCACCGACGCUUCCACCGUCUAUGGCCUCGCUGCCGUCGCUCUCCUGCUUCUCAGCCAGGCCGUCCUCAACGCCGUCACUCGAUGCCUAUGCUGCGGCAAAGGGCUUGUUUCCGGUUGCUCGGCCACUUGCGCCGUCGUCUCCUUCAUCCUCUCCUGGAUUAGUUUUCUGGGAGCAGAGGCGUGUUUGUUAGCAGGGUCUGCGAGGAAUGCAUACCACACCAAGUACCGAGGGUACUUUGUGAGGCACGAUUUGUCUUGUGCUACCCUGCGCAAAGGUGUGUUUGCAGCUGGAGCUGCCUUGACCUUGCUGUCCAUGUUGGCCUCCAUCUUGUACUAUUGGGCACACUCCAGGGCUGAUACUGGUUUCUGGGAGAAGCACCGCAAUGAAGGGCUUGGAUUGGCAACACAACACCACCACCACCAAGGGGCUGAUUCUGAUAAGGCCUGAUCAUGGUUUCUUGCUUUGAACGAUGUUUACUCAAUUUUGGUGGUCCUGUUUUAGCUUUUGGAUAAGGGAUAUUGGGGAUAAGGGAAGGAAGAACAGUGUUUGCAAAACCUUGUUCUUGUAUUAAUGGGUGAAUAUAUAGUAUUUAUGCUGUAAUGGAAGAAUGCUUGAAAUAUAAAGAUAGAUGGCAGCACAAUGAUGGUGGUUUAAUAUAUGCCAAUCUUAUAGUUUCUAA
Molecule: messenger RNA, 985 nt
Organism: Vigna angularis (adzuki bean)
Lineage: Eukaryota; Viridiplantae; Streptophyta; Magnoliopsida; Fabales; Fabaceae
Exons: 3
Coding region: 163-753 (196 amino acids)
Source: RefSeq, a predicted model, not a curated record